AUGAAGGAAGCCGACGAGAUGGCUAUGGCUGCAGAUUUCGUCGGCGUAUGCGUGAAGAAAAAACCAGACUAUCGAAUAUUGCCGGCAGAAUACCCGCGCGUUCGUUCGCCCGAGGUGCAUCUACGUCGCUUCCCAACCAACGUAUUCGACGCGGCUGGUUUGCUUCGACAUCUAGAUGUCUCGGGAACAGGUCUGUUCAGCCUACCGGAGGAUGAUCUUAGUCGCUUAAAACAGCUCAAGAUAGCAUUCUUCUCCGACUGCAACUUUACCGUCUUUCCCGCCCAGCUGGCGUCCUGUCCAGAUGACCCGACGUGCCGGAGAAUUCUCUGCCGCCGAAGCCUUCGCUGGUUUGAUCCUGACCAACAAUCGGAUAAAACUUGCCUGCCGGAAGACAUGGUCGCAUGUAGGAAGCUCGGCCUGCUACGACUCUCCGCCAAUCGCCUCCGAGAACUGCCAAAUUGGCUCUUCGACCUACCUGGGCUCGCUUUCCUCUCAUUUGCCGGCAAUUCCUCCCUUCCCGAUGUCAGCUGGACGGAUCGUCAGGUUCACCACCUCCUCGGCGGAGGCGCCUCGGGACUUAUCUCAAAGGGAGCAUGGAACGCGACCGGCCAGGCCCGAGAGGUAGCUAGCUGUCAAGCUGUCCAAGGGAGAUGUGACGAGCGAUGGAACGCCCGCCGACGAGAUGCUAGCGAAGGGCUCGUCAUGCAGCUUGUGCCAACUUGCUUUAGUGUCCUAGGGCUCCCACCGGUUCGCGAAUCCUUCAAGGCGUCGCCGCCGCAGCAGGACACCACCUGCACGACCGAGGCGUCGCACAUGGGUAGGUAUAUAUACGCUCAUAAUGUGCUCUACGACCAAGAAGGAGAAGAAGGAGGGGGACACGCGCUUCUGGGCGACUUCGGCGCGGCGUCUAUCUACGGGUAA
Messenger RNA from Daldinia caldariorum, 921 nucleotides. RefSeq lists its product as uncharacterized. Lineage: Eukaryota; Fungi; Ascomycota; Sordariomycetes; Xylariales; Hypoxylaceae. Bases 1 to 921 code for a protein of 306 amino acids. The record is from RefSeq and is a predicted model, not a curated record. The transcript has 6 exons.